Molecule: messenger RNA, 323 nt
Organism: Funneliformis mosseae
Lineage: Eukaryota; Fungi; Glomeromycota; Glomeromycetes; Glomerales; Glomeraceae
Source: the annotation of a GenBank genome assembly
AAUAUGAAGAGGAAAGUUAUGAGGAAAUCUAUGCUACUCUAAGAGUAAGGGUCAUAUCAUGUACUAUUAACAGGAGGGACGCAAAAGAGAAAAGCAAAAAAAUAUCUGAAUCUCAACAAGAAAUAAGAUUAAGAAAUAGGAAUGUAUGUAGACCAAUUUCUCUUAACAUUCUAAUAGAUAUGCAAGAAGGGAUUUCAAUACCAAAAGUUAAGAAAUCUCAAAGAAAAAUACUAUAUACUUUAUUUGCUGUUGACCAACUAGCCUCUAAUAAUAUUGCUGAAGAAAUUUUCAAUUUUCUCUUAUCAGCAAAACUGAGACAAUAG